Scophthalmus maximus (turbot) is the source of this 2790-nucleotide messenger RNA. Its product is annotated as serine/threonine-protein kinase MAK-like. The record is from RefSeq and is a predicted model, not a curated record. Gene Ontology annotation, biological process: protein phosphorylation; cilium assembly; intracellular signal transduction. The transcript is spliced from 15 exons. Gene Ontology annotation, cellular component: cilium; cytoplasm; nucleus. Bases 120 to 2297 code for a protein of 725 amino acids. Gene Ontology annotation, molecular function: ATP binding; protein serine/threonine kinase activity. Lineage: Eukaryota; Metazoa; Chordata; Actinopteri; Pleuronectiformes; Scophthalmidae.
GUCCCAACACAGCGUCACCUCUCCACUCUCCCUCGCCAGGUAGACGUGCACCCACCCACCGCCCAAUCUGCGGAGAGAGAGAGAAAGGAAAGCCGAAAGGAACCGAACGCCCGCGUUUGAUGCCCGUGAUGCCGGAGUGGACGCCGCUGAGUGGGAGGCGGGGCUCGCCUCUGUGGACCGUGACCCGCUACAGCACUCUGAGGCAGCUGGGGGACGGCACGUACGGCAGCGUGCUCCUGGGAAAGAGCCGCGACACCGGGGAGCUGGUGGCCAUAAAGAGGAUGAAGAGGAAGUUCUAUUCCUGGGAUGAGUGUUUGAAUCUGAGAGAAGUGAAGUCUCUGAAGAAGCUGAGCCACGCCAACGUGGUGAAACUGAAGGAGGUGAUCAGGGAAAACGACCGCCUCUUCUUCGUCUUCGAGUACAUGGAAGAAAACCUCUACCAGCUCAUGAGGGAAAGGGAAGAUAAGAUGUUUUCUGAACGUGAGAUAAGGAACAUUCUGUUCCAAGUGUUGUCGGGUUUAGCGUUUGUGCACAAACACGGGUACUUCCAUCGGGACAUGAAGCCGGAGAACUUGCUCUGCAUGGGCCCAGAGCUGGUGAAGAUUGCGGAUUUUGGACUGGCAAGGGAAAUCCGCUCCCAGCCACCGUACACCGAUUAUGUGUCCACGAGAUGGUACCGAGCCCCCGAGGUUCUGCUGAAGUCCAGCUCCUACAGCUCGCCCAUCGACAUCUGGGCCGUCGGCUGCAUCACGGCGGAGCUUUACACCCUCAGACCGCUGUUCCCCGGCAACAGCGAGGUGGACGAGAUCUUCAAGAUCUGCCAGGUGCUGGGCACGCUGAAGAAGUCGGACUGGCCCGAGGGCUACAACCUGGGCGCCUCGAUGAACUUCCGCUUCCCAAAGUGUAUCCCCACCGGCCUCAGAUCGCUGGUCCCCAACGCCAGCGAGCAGGCGAUCGCGCUGAUGAAGGACAUGCUACAGUGGGAUCCCGAGAAAAGGCCGAGUGCCGCUCAGGCUCUGCGGCAUCCGUACUUCCAUGUUGGCCAGACGCUCGGAGCUCCUUUGAAGAACUCGGAGCAGCACGAGGCCCAGACAAAGAGGUCGGAGCCGAAGCCGCUGUCCCCCUGCGGGACAGACCCGGAGUCCGGCGGGCCGAGCGAAGCCCGGACGGGGUCACGGACCUCCGGCCGAUCUCUGCACCGGCCUCUGCAGGAGAUCCCCCUUCCUCAGAACCGCAUGGAGCCGAACGCACAACAGCGAGCCACGGCGGGGCGGCAGGAUCCUCUCAGCCUGGGGAAACUCAGGCAGCCACUGAGCUGGCACCACCGAGGAGCAGCCGCCGGAGCGGAGAACAGCGUAUCCGGAGUCAGGACUGGACGGAGACGAUGGGGCCAGACGUCUUUCAAGUCCGUCGACAGCUGGGACGACGGCGACGGCAACGGCGACGACGACGACGACGACGACGACGACGACGUGGACGCUGGAGUUUCCAUCUCCAAGAAACCCACCAGAAGCUCCCUGAGAGACAGGACACUCGAUGGACACAGCUGUCGAUUUCCAGAGUCAAAGAGCAAUACAGUGGCAAAGUUACCAAGCAACACGGGGCUCAAGAGAACUGACUCCACGUCUUUGUCCGCCAAGCAGCACUACCUCCGCCAGGCCAGGUAUCUGCCAGGCAUUAAUCCCAAAAGAAACUCCUCAGGAGUAGGAAGCCAGGCGACCGGCAGAAACCUGUGGGACGACCCGGGCCCAGCCAGAGGACAGCGCCCGGGCUUCCCCCUUGACAAAGAUGCCAGUCUUCCCGAGCUCACAGCUAAGCAGCCUGUGAAGGGAAAGGCCCUGGAGGACGUUGAUCUUUCCAAAGACUCAUUCGUGAGCAGCACCGUCAGCAGGACGUACAAAUCCCCCUCUCAGAGGACCGAACCGGGAGCGGCCCGACAGAAGACCAGACUGGCCCCGAUUGAAGGCGUCUCUGCGAGCGAGUCCGACAGUGUCAGCCCGCAGACAGAAGAAUGGGCGAGUCCGACGGACUUUAUAGUUGAUCUGUCCUCAACUGCUGACCUGAGAAUUGACUCCAAGAUCAAAACGAAGAAGAACACGCUCUCUCUAAACAAACUGGCACCCUCAAAUGAAGAGUACGGAGGGUGGAGGAGCAGAUCUGUGAAUCCUCAGUUCCCCGGAUCCAGCGGCGGCGGCGGCAGCUCCUCUGUCGGCAGGAAAACCUUCUCACGCAGCACCAACGCCCAGCCGGUGCACGGACGGGUCGACUGGGCCGCCAAAUACGGAGGUCACCGGUAGUGAGGCGCGGCGGCGCGACGCUGCUCCACCAGAGACUCCUGCUGAACUUUGACCAGGAAAAAAACACACAGAGGUCAAGAGGAAACAGACACACAACAGUGUGCAGUAAUAUCCCACUACGUUGUUGUCACAUUUGCCACGUUAUGAAAUAUUGUUCGGUGUUGUACAAGUGGGUCAUGACCCACAAAAAUUAACCAAAGUGGUUAUUUUUGUAUUUAUUUCACAGCAGAAGAGAAAGCAGAUAUAAAGAUUUAAGCUUUAAGGUGUAGCAAAGAUAAUCCUUCUCAUUAGAUUAAUUUAGCAAGCAGAGCCCCUAACAUUUUAAAAACAACCUUUAACUAUAACCAUUUCUGUGUAUUUUCCAAAAUACAUAACAUUUUUGAGUCAUACGUUUUCCUUAUACAAGUUGUAUUGUCCAAAGACAUUUUUCAAUAAAAAAAACAUGUUUAUUGUUUUAACAGAAGAUUUUAAUACAAAAUCACACAGAAGGGAA